This is a messenger RNA of Oppiella nova, 853 nucleotides long. NCBI's taxonomy places the organism in Eukaryota, Metazoa, Arthropoda, Arachnida, Sarcoptiformes, Oppiidae. The record is from the annotation of a GenBank genome assembly.
AUUGUUUUCCAAAUCAUUAUAUUAUAUUCACUUAAUAUCAAACUCUAUUCGUGUGAUUGUAUCACUACUUAACUUUUAGUUCAAUCAAACAUUUGAUUAUUAGUCCAAAACCCGGUGUCAAUCGGCGUUUAAAAGUAUCACUAAAAAGUUUUGCUAAACUUUCUCGCAAAUCAACUUUUAUUUAUUAAAUUAAAAAACUUUGACAAAAGUCAUCAUCAGAUAUAACGUCAAUUCAUAGACAGUUUGUGUGCAAUACUGUAUUUAAUUUAUUAAGAUGUCAUCCCAAUCACCUCAUCAUCGCGUGUCUACCCAUCAGCAACACUAUCACAACAACAGUCCGACCACAACAUUGAGUGAAGACGACAGCAAUUCAGAACCAAAUGAUCUCAGGACUAACCCAGAGAAGAUUCGUCAUCACAGCGCCGCCACAUUCCCGGGCUAUCCCUUCUUCGGGACGGGUCAACACAAUUCAGGGUCGAUGCCAUCGCAACACUCGCAGCACUCGUCGGGACAGCAAUAUGUGGCCACCAAUGAGUGUCGUCUCAUUGAAUAUCGUGGGGCUCGUAUCGCAGCGUUUCUCAGUGCUAACAGAUCCCAGUGCUCUGAAUAUCUAUUAUGUUUACCACAAGCUUUCGAGUUGUUUUUGAAACACUUGGUCGGAGGUCUUCACACAGUUUAUACUAAACUCAAACGUUUAGAUAUAGUGCCGAUUGUAUGCAAUGUAGAACAGGUGCGAAUCCUAAGAGGUUUGGGCGCUAUUCAGCCGGGAGUCAACAGAUGUAAAUUGCUGUCAACUCAAGACUUUGAUGUCCUAUACAAAGACUGCACGACUGCCAGUUUAUAUAUAAAUUAA